GGGGCACGCGGCGAGCAGGCGAGGUGCGUCCCACGCCCCGCCCCGGGAAUUCCCUUGGGUUCGCGGUGCACACAGGCUGUUCCAGUGUGGGGUGUGUAAGUCCUGGGGAGGGGAGAAUUACGCUCAUCUCCGUCUCGAAGUCCAAGCUUGGAAGCUGAAGACAGAUUUCUCUGAAGAUAACAAAGACACUUUGUCACUUUGGGCGCUGCCUCAAUGCAAAUCUUUAAUUGCAAGGGAAUGGGGGAGGGGAUAGAGUGUCUCAAGCAACCAAGCGCGGGUCUCCAGGCGGCAAGGCCCCCUUUGAUCAGGAAAAUCCAAUUAUUUGUGUAUAUACAUUUCCCACAUAGUGAUUACUUCAUUAAUUGUCCCGCCUUUAUCUCCUCCCUUCCCAUCCCCCCUAAUAAUCAGUUCUUUUAUCCAGACCAACAAACACACCAUAGGAGCUUUGUGGAUUCAAAGGAUUUGCUUUCGCUUCUGAAAGAGCCGCUAUUCUUUGAUGAUUGGGUAGCGGCAAACUUCAAAGCCAUAAAUCUUCCCUCUGACUGGCUGGCGGCCCAGCAAAGUCCUUAUCAAAUUCUUGGAGGUGAUCCUGAAGCGCUCAGACCGCGCGCAGGGCGAGCAAGUGGGGUACCGUGAGCAGCGCGGGCGGGGAAGGCCCCAGCUCGCGGAUCGGGUGCCAGCUAGGGACUCUGGGCGGCUGUCCGUCCUCGCCUUCUGGUCUCCAUGCCUCGGCUGCGCCCUGGUCCGCAGCCAACUGCCCGCAAACUGUAGCCAUGACCGCCGUUGCCGUCCUCCGGAACGACUCUCUGCAAGCCUUCCUCCAGGACCGCACCCCCAGCGCCUCCCCGGACCUGGGCAAGCACUCACCCCUGGCGCUGCUAGCCGCCACUUGUAGCCGUAUCGGCCAGCCGGGCGCUGCUGCACCCCCGGACUUCCUGCAGGUGCCCUACGACUCAACGCUGGGCUCGCCCUCCAGGCUUUUUCACCCGUGGACCGCCGACAUGCCAGCGCACUCGCCGGGCGCACUGCCGCCCCCACACCCCAGCCUGGGGCUGACGCCGCAGAAAACGCACCUACAGCCGUCCUUCGGGGCGGCGCACGAGCUGCCGCUCACCCCCCCUGCUGACCCCUCGUACCCCUACGAGUUCUCACCGGUCAAGAUGCUGCCCUCCAGUAUGGCGGCGCUGCCCGCCAGCUGCGCGCCUGCCUACGUGCCCUACGCGGCCCAGGCCGCGCUGCCGCCCGGCUACUCCAACUUGCUGCCCCCACCGCCACCCCCACCGCCUCCCACGUGCCGCCAGCUGUCCCCCAACCCGGCCCCCGACGACCUCCCAUGGUGGAGUAUCCCGCAGGCGGGCUCCGGUCCGGGGACCUCCGGGGUUCCGGGGGGCAGCCUGUCCGGCGCCUGUGCCGGUGGACCCCACGCGCCCCGCUUCCCUGCAUCAGCGGCCGCUGCCGCCGCCGCCGCUGCUGCAGCCCUGCAACGGGGCCUGGUGUUGGGCCCGUCGGACUUCGCGCAGUACCAGAGCCAGAUAGCGGCGCUGCUACAGACCAAGGCCCCCCUGGCGGCCACGGCCAGGAGGUGCCGCCGCUGCCGCUGUCCCAACUGCCAGGCGGCGGGCGGCGCCCCGGAGGCAGAGCCGGGCAAGAAGAAGCAGCACGUGUGCCACGUGCCGGGCUGCGGCAAGGUGUAUGGCAAGACAUCGCACCUGAAGGCGCACCUGCGCUGGCACACGGGCGAGCGGCCCUUCGUAUGCAACUGGCUCUUCUGCGGUAAAAGCUUCACGCGCUCGGAUGAGCUGCAGCGGCACCUGCGGACUCACACCGGCGAGAAACGCUUCUCCUGUCCUGAGUGCGGGAAGCGCUUCAUGCGUAGUGACCAUCUCGCCAAGCACGUCAAGACGCACCAGAAUAAGAAGCUCAAAGUCGCUGAGGCUGGGGUCAAGCGGGAGGAUGCGCGGGACCUGUGAGCCCACCCGGGAGCAACUCUAGGCCUCUCCCCGCCUCGGACUCCCCAGCACCUCUUCAUGGAGGUGUUGAGGCCCUGAGGGGAGACCCGAGAGAUGCAUUUGUCCCAGCUGUCUGCCUCCCAAAGCGAUGCCAGGAUCCCAGUUUCCCUGGCCCGGCCCGCGGACAGGGACCCUGUGCCCCGAAGGAGCAGGGGAGGUAGGGUUGGGAGCUUUGCGGAAGGGUGGUUUCAAGCUCUGAACCAUUCCCACCAUCUGGGAGACCUACAGUUUUGGGGUGAGAGACCACCCUGGGCUGAUCUUGUAUAUAAGAAAGGCUGCUGAAUUAAAGCGGAAGAACCUUGGCAGAGUUCAAACAGUGCUGGGUUUUUUGUUAGGACAGGGCCGGGCUUUGUACAGGUUAUUUAAUAGCUUUGUUAAAGAAUAAUUAUAAUAAUUACAACAUUAAUAAAAAUGUUAACUUUUGUCCUCAGCUCCAUGCAGAGCUACAGCAUGAAAUGUCUAUGUAAAGCAAUCAGCAGUUGCAGCGUGAAAAUAAAUACGUUAACUCUUAACUCCGGGGUCACCUCUGGAAGACCCCGCUGAGCCGGU
Molecule: messenger RNA, 2558 nt
Organism: Phyllostomus discolor (pale spear-nosed bat)
Lineage: Eukaryota; Metazoa; Chordata; Mammalia; Chiroptera; Phyllostomidae
Gene: SP5
Product: Sp5 transcription factor
Exons: 2
Coding region: 774-1970 (398 amino acids)
Biological process (GO): regulation of transcription by RNA polymerase II
Molecular function (GO): RNA polymerase II cis-regulatory region sequence-specific DNA binding; DNA-binding transcription factor activity, RNA polymerase II-specific
Source: RefSeq, a predicted model, not a curated record